Striga hermonthica is the source of this 906-nucleotide messenger RNA. The record is from the annotation of a GenBank genome assembly. Lineage: Eukaryota; Viridiplantae; Streptophyta; Magnoliopsida; Lamiales; Orobanchaceae.
AUGAUGAGCAACGGUCAGGGGUGCUGGAGUGACGUCGCAAGGAACGCCGGCCUCCAGAGGUGCGGCAAAAGCUGCCGUCUCCGUUGGAUCAAUUAUCUCCGACCAGAUCUCAAGCGUGGCGCUUUCUCCCCACAGGAAGAGGACCUCAUUCUUCACCUCCAUUCUCUUCUUGGAAACAGGUGGUCUCAAAUCGCGGCACGUCUACCUGGGCGUACUGACAACGAAAUAAAGAACUUUUGGAAUUCCACAAUAAAGAAAAGAUUAAAAGCGACAUCUUCUUCAUCUCCAAAUGCGGCCGACUCAUCUUUAGAGGCCGCCAUGGAUGAGCUUCAAGAUGGCAAUCUCAUGCAACAACACAACAUCAUCAUGAGCAUGCUCAUCGACUCAUCAUCUUCAUCAUCAUCGUCAUCAUCAUAUUCAUAUUCAACCAUGCAUCAUCAACCCAUUGCCCCAAUGUACCAUAAUCCCUAUCCUACACCCAAUUACCAUUUCAUCCCGAGCGAUGGCUCGUACUUAAACGUACAACCAGUCAAUGCACAGGGUACAAAUACUACCAACGCAAACCAAGGGUUGUUUGGCAGUGGGGAUAACGACAUUAUAAUCAGCUUGGAAGGGCAUCUCUUGGAUGUUUCUCGUUUGGAUAAGACUCGCCAAACAUUCAAUUUAGGGGAAAUUCGGAGCGAUGGUAACCCUAACAUCGUUGGUAAUAACAUGGGUGACAUCGUUAACUACCAAAGUGAAAGUAACAUUAACAAAAUCAAAGUGGAAAGUGAUCAAAAUCAUGAGGAACUAGGCAAUUUAGGGGGGUGUUGGGGAGAAGAAGAACUAAGAGUUGGGGAUUGGGAUUUGGAGGAAUUGAUGAAAGAUGUUCCUUCUUUUCCUAUUCUUGACUUCCAAGUUCAAUAA